UAGCAUUAAUUGGUGUCUUUUUUUGAAGCCAACGCACAACUGUUUAUCACAACCACAAUUAAUAUUCACAUGGUAGGCUACUUAAAGCUGUGAGGAUUAACUGUACACAUAGUGCGAAUAUAUCAGAGGGGAAUGCAAGCCUGUUAUCGUGCACCAUGUGACUUGUUGUAAGUACCGUAGAGAAACUGAAAGUUAAACGGGCUGCUGAAUCUUGGUGCUUUAAAAGAGGAAGACAGAGCAAGAUCCUCGGUGCUAAUUUCAUUUGUAGUGUUUAAACCAAGAUCAAGUUUGUGGACAGAGCAAACCUCGUCUGAACCAGAAUGACGACACAAGAUCAGGAUGACAAGAGCUACGACCCCAACGAUACGACGCUGACAUUUGUCAACAGGAGGGAUGAGCUGGAUCCAUUAUGGCCAAUACAAAUUUAAGUGUCCUGCUUUAAAUGAGGACACCUACGAGACGUGUGGUGCAGAGUGGUCCUAUCCAGAGGUGCGCAGGCUGGCAGCACUGACAGUUGAAGAGAUGGCUUACUUUGAAGAGAAGAUUGCCCAGCUGGCAGCCAGAGAGUACUGUGAACUGAAAAUAUGUCCUGGUUGCAAGACCUAUGUGGAGAGAGAGGACCUGACUAACCUGAGUGUGAGGUGCACAAUCUGUACAGCAGACAACAACAAAGCGUAUGAGUUCUGCUGCCAGUGUUUGAGGCCGUGGAAAGGUAGAGCUCCACGAUCAGACCGCUGUGAUAAUGAUGGCUGCGUAAACCACGAACUCGAAGUUCUCAAAAACUGCGAGACUACUAAUCUCCCUGAGGUUCGGGGGGUCGAUACCUGUCCCUCCAUCCGGGCCUGUCCCACCUGUGGUGAGAUAGUGGAGCACGACAAAACAGGCUGCAAGAACAUCACCUGUCCUCGCUGUCAGAAAGAGUUCUGCUUUGUGUGUCUGAAACUCACUCCUGUGUGCUUGAAAACAAGCACUCACUUCAUCCCCUGCAGUGAUGGUGUGGCUCCCAGACAAACAUCAAUACCUGUGUGGCGCAGAAAGUAGCAGACAACACAGACUUUAUGUACUCUUCUCUCAUACCAGACUUUCCUUUAGAAUUGAAUUGUCAUUCUGGUAAAACCUAAACAGAAAGCUGGAGCAGAACCUUGUUUGCUUAGUUUAGCUCAGCAUAUUACCUAGCAUUGCCCAAUGAAU
This is a messenger RNA of Haplochromis burtoni (Burton's mouthbrooder), 1191 nucleotides long. RefSeq lists its product as uncharacterized. NCBI's taxonomy places the organism in Eukaryota, Metazoa, Chordata, Actinopteri, Cichliformes, Cichlidae. The record is from RefSeq and is a predicted model, not a curated record. Gene Ontology annotation, molecular function: zinc ion binding.